Messenger RNA from Talaromyces amestolkiae, 957 nucleotides. RefSeq lists its product as uncharacterized. The coding region runs from base 1 to 957 and encodes 318 amino acids. The record is from RefSeq and is a predicted model, not a curated record. The transcript is spliced from 3 exons. NCBI's taxonomy places the organism in Eukaryota, Fungi, Ascomycota, Eurotiomycetes, Eurotiales, Trichocomaceae.
AUGUCCAAGUACGCCAAAGAUCAGCCUAUCGGCUUCAACAACGCCAUUGAAAGGGUUGCUAUAGCUGGAGGGACAAUUGGAUCACAUAUUGCCAAUGCCCUUCUAGAAACCGGUAAACACACAAUCACGGCCCUUUCCCGCAAAGACAGCGGCAACACUUUGCCUGAGGGCAUCAUCGUGGCUCACAUUGACUACGAGGACGAGGCCACCAUUGUUGCCGCCCUCGUGGGCCAGCAAUUUCUUAUCAUAACCAUGGCCCCUACUGCACCUCGGGACACGCACAGCAAGCUCGUCCAGGCGGCUGCUAAAGCUGGUGUCCCGUACAUCAUGCCUAACGGGUACGGCUCCGAUAUUGAUAACGUCAAACUCGGCGAGGACACACUCUUAGGGCCCGUAGCCAAAGCCAACAGGGAUGAGAUUGAGCGGCUAGCUGGCGGCGAGGCCCGUUUUGGGUUCGACUUUGACAAGCGUUCCUUGACGAUUUACGAUGAUGGCAAUACCAAGAUCUCUACUUCAACGCUGUCGCAGGUUGGGCGGGCUGUGGCUAAGGUUCUGAGCCUGAAAGAGCUGCCUCAGGAUGAGAAUGAUAAAAGCCUUACCUUCUCGGCCUUCCUCAACAAAGGAGUGUACAUCAAAAGCUUUGUUGUCAGCCAAAAUGACAUGUUUCAGAGCGUUAAGCGUGUCACUGGUACAACUGAUGCAGAUUGGACUAUAACUCAUGAGGACACCAGGAAGCGAUAUGAGGAUGGCCUAGCGCAAGUUAAAGCGGGCAACAUGGCUGGCUUUGGCAAGUUGCUAUACGCAAGGGCGUUUUAUCCGGGUGAGGCUAGCGAUUUCUCGGAGAGGGUCCAGAAUGAUCAUCUUGAGUUACCGAGUGAGAAUUUGGAUGAGGCUACGAAGGCUGGGAUAGACCUGGUCAAGGAGUUGCAGCUUCGUGUUGAGCGUAUGGCGUCAUAG